Vollenhovia emeryi is the source of this 5195-nucleotide messenger RNA. RefSeq lists its product as uncharacterized. The transcript has 10 exons. Bases 676 to 3531 code for a protein of 951 amino acids. Lineage: Eukaryota; Metazoa; Arthropoda; Insecta; Hymenoptera; Formicidae. The record is from RefSeq and is a predicted model, not a curated record. Gene Ontology annotation, molecular function: sequence-specific DNA binding.
GACCGGUUGGGUUAACCGGAGCUUGGUGAAAGUUGCCCUGAAAGUUGCCCUCAGUCGAUCAACCAAUGACUAAAUCCAUUUACUAGUUAUUUACUAUUUGAUACGCGUAUCGAACGAUCGGUGUGAACUAGACCUGUGAUUGGCUCACAGCUCGCUCUCAUUGGUUAGAAGACAAUCGCCAAUCGUCAAUCCCCAAUCCAAUCCGUGUCAACAAUUGCCAGUCUGAUUCGACCUUACAGAGAUAUGAGGAUUGACGUGCACCGAAUUUUGUACACGAGGUGCGAAGGAUUUCUCGCUUGUGAAUGUAUGUCCGCUCAUAUAACUUGCAAUUUCUCUUGCCCAAGGUAAUUGUCGGAUUUCGAACGUGUCGUCACAAUUGUGCUUAUCCGCCGGUCUUUAUCUUAGGCUAAACGUUCCUUUUAAAAUUUGUUUUUGCAUCUUUGAGCGAUACUAAAAGAUGUGGGCGAGCAAUUGCUUACGAAUGACGUGUGUACUCGCGGAAAAUUGUGGUCGCAAAUUGUUGCUCUUGUGAAUUCAACACAUGUAAUCUUAUUAACAAUCCGUGUAACAAUUUCGCAGACAGAUUUUGCACGAUGCGUGUGCAUGAAAGCGGAUGAGGAAUGGUUUCCAGGUAGAAAGUGAACUGCGGCGCACUAAGUAGUACUGCCUUAAAGAAUGGACGGGGCCGAUACUCGUUGGUGCUCCGCGCCAGGCUGUAUGCUGAAUAUAAAAAUAAUGAAACGACAUUUCUUUCGAUUUCCAAAAGAUAGGAAGAGAUGGCUCGAAUGGAUUAAAGCAUGUAAUAGAAUGGACUUGAUGACAACAGGCCCGGAAUAUGCUAAUCGUUAUUAUCGAUUAUGCCAUUUACACUUUCGUGUAGAAAUGCUACGGAAUAUUGAGGGGAGAAUUUAUCUCAGCAAAGAAGCUGUGCCGUCGAUAUUUUUGAAGCCGCUGCUGACAGGAAACAGUACAUCUACGACCUUGUUUCAGCCAAUUUCUUUCGUAACUAUAUUUUUGAAGCCAGAAAGCAGACAUAAAAACUCGUCCUCAGAUUUAUCACAGUCCGAAGUGUCGCAAACGCAUCCCAUGAAACCUGAGGAAAAAGAUACAGCUAUAAUUUCACCAGUGCAAGCACUUUUCCCGAAAGCAUCCAUGAAACUGGCAUACGACGACAGGAACGUGUCAUCAGCUCAGACAACAUUGCUGGACGUAAAAUCAAAUGAUAACAGGAGUGCUUCUACGACGGAAAUACAAUUCGUUAAGGAAAUGUAUGUGGAUACGAAAGCGGCAUCGUCGACAUCGUCGCAAAUAUUCUCGGUGGAAGGAUGCAGCGAUACAGAUAUCAUAGAUUUAACAACCAUGGACUCUUUAGAACCAACAAAGUCGUCGAAAGCAGUAUCGGUUUGUGCAACGCAACAAAAUGGCGACAGAGCACCAAAGAGAAGACGUUGGAAUGUCUCGACACAGACGCCAGAAGCGUGGAUAUACAUCGACUCCUUUCUUCGAGGGAAGAAACGGACGGAGACAUCCGAGACUUGCGAUCUGGUCGCAAAGCGGAGAAAAACGUUCGGCGCGGAAGACGAAGAUUGUCGCGUGAACAUAGAUCAAUUUAAAGCGGCGUGUACAGACUUGCUGCCGCACAGUUCCGCCCUCCUAGUCUCGGCGUGCAUCAACGCUUGCGAGAAGCCUAAGGCUAUGAAGAGUUUUGAAGACAGGCAAUUCGCGCUCGAGCUAUUUUUCAUGGCGUCGGACGCGUACAGAUUUUACCGGCCGUUCCUCUCGCUUCCCACUGUGCGCCAGCUGUGGAGACACAUCCGCAACUGGGACAUGCCGCCUGGCUUGAACGACAACGUGCUCAACGCGUUACGUUUGAAGAUAAAGUCAUUGUCGCCGGCCGAGAGACACUGCUCCCUGUGCGUGAACGAAAUGCAACUGAGGCCACAUCUCUUUUACAAUCUGUCGCGCGACAGAAUCGUCGGUUUUCACGACACCGGCACGGACAAGCGGCGCACGCUGUCGAGGAAGGUCCUGGUAAUAGUGGCAUGUAGUUUGGUUGGCGACUGGGAGCAGCCCGUCGCUUAUUACUUCCACGGUACGUGUCGCGUCGACACCUUGAAGACUCUGAUAUUCCAAGCGAUAACCAGGUUGAAGAGCAUCGGCGCGAACGUGCACGCUUUGACUACCAACACGUCGCCGACGUUUCUGCGACUGUCGCAGCUACUGGGAAUCACCGCGGAGCGUCCGUCGUUCCUGGUGAACGACGAGAGGGUGUUCUACAUCUUCGAUGUUACGCGGCUGAUGAGAGUGACUAGAAACGUGUUCAGGAGUCACGAGCUCCGCUUUUGCGAGAAGCGGGCCUCCUGGACGGACAUCGAGCUCUUUUUCAGACGCGACAGCCAGAUGCGAUUGCCGUUGGCCCCUAAAUUAUCCGUGAGCCAUCUUGAGCCCGAUAAAUGUCAAAAGCUGGAGACCAAGUACGCCGUUCAAGUGUUCAGCGGCAGCAUAGCUGCGGGUCUUAGCGCGCACAUCGCAUCUGGCGAGCUACCGCUGGAAACGAUCGGAACGAUGGAGUUUAUACACAAUUUCGAUCGGCUGUUCGACGUCCUUAACUCCUCCGCGUCGGCCAAGUCGAGCGCCAAGGAUUUCGGACAGGCUUUCACGGGUAGCGUGCACGAGAUGAGCUUCUUGCAGCAGACCCUCGACUUUUUCAAGUCCCUCAAGAUAGUAGACAGGAACGGCGCGUGCGUCAAGUCGAUCAAGUGCUUCGAUCGCUGGCAGAUCACAAUCAAUGCGAUUAUUCAACUGUGGGAUGUGUUGAAGGGGCACCAGCUUCCCUUUCUCUGCACGCGAAGGCUGAAUCAAGAGAGCAUCGAGCGCAUUUUUCGUUCCAUUAGACGGCAAAGCGGAGAUCGCGCGAGACCCACGCCUAUCCUGUUUACUCGCGCGUUCAAGAACCUCGUCAGCAAACACUUCCUUGAGCAUUCGAGCGGGGGCGAUUCCGCUGCGAACGGGCGAAAGAUGCUCAAGCGGAUAACAUCGACGCCAUCCCUAUCGGUGGUCUCACCGACUGACGAGGUUCCACCUGACGUUCAAGCAGCUCUGGGCGUCGCGGCGACGAAUUAUCGCAACAUUGAUUUGCCCGAGAGAUGCGCGUUCAAGCGCGUCUGCGAGUUUCUGCUCAACGAGUGUCUGCAGGCGCACGUUAAUUGCGACGUGUGCGUCGCGUAUGCCGCCAAGGAGGGCGGCUGCUCGUCCAGCAGAGACACCGCCAACUCUUUUAAUCGCUACAUUCGCGGCCUGGAAGAUAUGUUCAUGCGCAACUUCGAGAAACUCUCCACCGAGGAAAAGCUCGGCGCGCAGAUGCUGCAGCUCGCGCAGCAAGUCGAGUACAAGCCGCCCUGUCCGGAUUUCCCGGUCGCUCUUCUGGUCAAACUGUUUUUACGUAUGCGAAUAUAUUUUACGUUGUUACGACAUAACAAGAUCUGCAAAGGCACGGAGCCACGCAGCUCUUUGAACGUGAUGCAAUUAUAAGUUGCUCGUUUUUAUUGCGUUAUUUGCGUUUAGAUUUUACUCUCUGUUGCGUGUUUUUAAUUGCGAUGCUUUUGACAUUGCUUUAUAUUUUAUUAGUUUAAUUAUUAAUAAUUGUCCUAUUGCUGUGCUACGUUUAAUCGAAUAUGUUUUAUUCGCGUAUUAUUGAUUACGUAUUUUCGACAAGUUGAGAUUUAUUUACAUAUACCCGUUCAGUUCCGUCGGUAUCAGUGAUGAUAAAUAUUGUUUUCUGAGAUGAAACCUUUUUCUUCGCCAGUGAGUAAUAAUAAACAAAUUUCCUUUCUUCGACUAACUGGCAACUUUUAUUAGUAACAAGCACUACGUUCCGACUGUGAUUCCAGUCCUUCUCAAGUGCAUUAAAUUAAGCGCGCUUGCAACAUACAGAAGCUCUCACAUUGUGCCAACAAUGAGUCAAUUUUCAUAAAUGUUCAGCGCCUCUGUUAAAUUGGAGACAUAAAAGUAUUGUCAUCUUAUAUGGAGAAACUAAAUUCUUAACAUCAAGAAACACGUCUGUAGCAUGUAGCAGUCAACCUACAAAUAAAAUUGUAAGAUACAAUAAGGUUGUAAGCGCGCACUUAAUUUAAUGCACUUGAGAAGGACUGGAAUCACAGUCGAAACGUAGUGCUAAUAAAAGUUGCCAGUUGGUCGAAGAAAGGAAAUUUGUUUAUUAUAAAUAUUGUUUUCUUGUCUUAUAAUGGACAUGUUUGGACCGUUCAAUCUUAUUUGCUUUUUUCAUAUAAAGUUAUAAGAAUUGUUGCCAAUUCGUCAUCCGUAAAUUUGAGCUACCUUGAAAAUCAUUGAAUCCAAACGGAUUCAAUGGAUAGGUGGGAUUAACCGUCACUGAUAUAUCACGAACAUCACCGAGACGACACUCGUACGUCACGAAUAUGUGUAAAUGGACCUUUACUUGAAGUACCUAUAAUUAGUACGAAAUACAAUUUUAUAAUUUGUUAAUGUCGUUCGCUCUGCGUUUCUUUCUUUGCGAGUAAAGAUUCUCCGAUGUAAAGAUUAUAUGCGUCUUUAUUAAAUAUUGAGAUUUUAAUUUAAGUAGGAUUAGCUUCUGGCUCAAUCAAGGGUUUUCGAUAAACCCUUCGCAAUGUUUAGGGAACUGCAUAAGUCAUAUGCUUUGCUACAAGGAAGAAAGUGAUUUCGUACUUCUUCCGUUUUGUUUUCUUUUGUUACGAGGCCAAUUAUUCUUGUAACUGUUCCCUCGCUAUCCUUCGCUACGAGAGCGAGAAAGCGGGGAUGACGUGUAGCUCUGUGCUAACACGAGCGAUUAGUAAUAAGUGGUAGGGUCCUCGGUUCAAUCUCGGCUCUCGUCCUGUAUAUUUUUCCGUUGAGGGAAAUUUCAGAAAGUUCGGCGCUUGAAAGAGUUUAAGCGUCUAGUGUUGGAGUCAAUAUUUAAUAAAAAUUAAACACACGAAUUUCAAGGAAUUUUUAGAAAUAUCGCGCUGAUAUAAUAGUUGAAAGGCGUUCCCAUAAAGGGUAGCCCUGGUAGCACAGUGCAUUGGCUAAACAUUGGCCCAAUGUUGGUUAUACUAGAAAUGCCAUUGGCCGAUGUUGUUCAGCGUAAAGCUAAUAUUGAACAUGGAACAAAUGUAAAUAUUACACGAUAAUAAUUAUAUAAUAUUAGAUUCAUAUUGGGA